UUCACUCUUCGUCUAGACUGGGGAGAGGACGCAGAGGAACUGGAGGCGGUGGCUGAACGACGGUGGUGGUUGCGGAUGAAAAUGAGGACUGGCGGCGGACUUGUCUAUCAACGCCCACGCCCCACCGCUCUGUACUCGCUAUUUCCGAGCCAUGGCAGACCCAAGUUUCGGUGCUCUUCCUCUUAUUCGUCAUCCCCUGAUCAUGUAUCGUUCAUCAAAGAUGUGGGUGCAACUUCACCUCCAGAGCAUUUGCCCCAGCUGUUGAAAAUGCUUCAAGUAAGAGGUGAAUCCGUCAUUUCUCCUGGAGCCAAGCAAGGGUUGAUCCCCCUUGCGGUUCCUCUAUCAAAAAACAGAUCAGGUGCUGUAACUUCACUCCUGCGAUGGCCAACAGCUCCUCCUGGGAUGGAGAUGCCAGUGGUAGAGGUCCGUAAACACGGAGUUUGGCUUUUAGCCAAAAAUGUAGACCAAUAUAUUCACAGAAUCCUGGUUGAAGAAGAUGCCAAUCACUCAGAGAAAAGGAACGAUGAGCUAUUUCAUGCUUCGGCUGAUGCUGGGAAAAAACUUUAUAGAAAGGGUGGCUUUGCUGAAUCUCAGCUUUUAAACCUUGAUGUCUAUCUUCUAAGAAAGGUUGGUUUGUUUCCAGACGUUCUAGAACGUAAAGUGAUGCACCAUUUUGAGAAAGGGGACCAUGUUUCAGCUUUAGUGACUGGGGAGUUCUAUACAAAGAAGAAACAUUUUCCAGGAUUUGGACGGCCAUUUGUUUUUAAUGCAGAGGUUUUGUUGAAAGUUGGACGCACUCUAGAAGCUAAGGAUGCUGCUAGAGGGGCACUGAAAACACCAUGGUGGACGUUGGGUUGCAAAUACCAGGAAGUUGCUGAUAUGGCACAAUGGGAAGAUGAGCAAAUUGAAUACAUUAAGAAGAAAGUGACAGAAAAGGGCAAGCAAGAAGAUCUACAGAAGGGAAAGCCACCUGCUCAGAUUGCAUUGGAUGAGGCUGCUUUUCUGUUGGAUUUAGCUUCUGUUGAAGGGACCUGGAAUGACUUUGUGGAGCGGAUUGCUGAAUGUUAUAAGGAGGCUGGACUCCAUGACAUUGCAAGAUUUGUGCUAUACCAAGACUGAGCAUUAAACAUGGGAUGGGGCUAGCUAAGUUAAUUUUGUAAUAACCAUAGAUAUCCAAUUUUGGAUGCCAAUUUUGUUUACUAGGAUUUAGAAUUUACACCUUUCUUCUUAGACAACUUGUCUCUUUUGGGUGUUAGCAUGGGUCAGAUGGCUUCUAUUCCAUUCCAGUAAUGUUAAAAGUGAUUGGCCUAGAUCAUGAAAUGUUAAAACAAGAAGGAAAAGGAAACGUAUUUGCUUUUGCCCUUGGAUAUUCA
This is a messenger RNA of Vitis riparia (riverbank grape), 1373 nucleotides long. RefSeq names its product protein IN CHLOROPLAST ATPASE BIOGENESIS, chloroplastic. The transcript is spliced from 11 exons. The coding region runs from base 76 to 1119 and encodes 347 amino acids. Lineage: Eukaryota; Viridiplantae; Streptophyta; Magnoliopsida; Vitales; Vitaceae. The record is from RefSeq and is a predicted model, not a curated record.